Rhododendron vialii is the source of this 1566-nucleotide messenger RNA. Its product is annotated as SH3 domain-containing protein 2-like. The transcript is spliced from 10 exons. Bases 175 to 1284 code for a protein of 369 amino acids. The record is from RefSeq and is a predicted model, not a curated record. Gene Ontology annotation, molecular function: protein binding. Lineage: Eukaryota; Viridiplantae; Streptophyta; Magnoliopsida; Ericales; Ericaceae.
CUCUCUCUCUCUCUCUCUCUCUCUCUCUCUCUCCAUUUCCCAGCUCCCAACACAUUUGAAAGUUGAAAGUCUCUCUCCCUCCCUCCCCCCCCUCUCUCCUCUCUGAUUCCUUCUCUCUCUCCCCCAUAGAAAACGCGGAACUUCCAAACUGCAAAAACCUCUGGUAAAUGAGAGAUGGAUACAUUCAGAAAACAAGCCACAAAGCUCAGAGAACAGGUCGCUAAGCAGCAACAGGCUGUAUUCAAGCAGUUUGCUGGUGGACUUGGAGGUUCAGAUAGUAACGUUGCUGAUGAAGUAGAAUUUUACCAACAUAAAAAACUAGAGAAGCUAUACAUAUCAACCCGUGCUGGCAAGCACUUCCAAAGAGAUAUUGUUCGUGGCGUGGAAGGUUAUAUUGUUACUGGAUCCAAGCAACUUGAAAUAGGCGCCAAGUUGUCGGAAGACAGUAGAAAAUAUGGUGCCGAAAACACUUGCACCACUGGCAGCACACUAUCCAAAGCUGCCUUAAGUUAUAGUAGAGCUUGCGCGCAAAUUGAAAAGGAGCGCGGGAAUCUACUGAAAGCCCUUGGCACACAGGUCGCUGAGCCUUUGAGAGCGAUGGUUGUAGGAGCUCCAUUGGAGGAUGCCCGACAUCUUGCUCAAAGAUAUGAUAGAGUGAGACAGGAAGCUGAAGCUCAGGUUAUUGAAGUUUCAAGGCGCCAAGCUAAAGUAAGGGAAUCCAAUGGGAACCCUGAAUAUAUUUUGAAGAUGGAAGCUGCUGAAGCAAAGCUUAAUGAGCUGAAAUCGAACAUGGUUACAUUGGGUAAGGAAGCUGCUGCAGCAAUGACCGCUGUCGAGGCCCAGCAACAGAGGCUGACACUCCAGCGACUUAUUACCAUGAUUGAGGCAGAGCACAAUUAUCAUCAGAGAGUUCUACAGAUACUAGAUCAACUUGAGGGUGAGAUGAUGUCGGAACGCCAACGUAUUGAAGCUUCUCCUAGUCCAGCCAUAAAUAAUAUGCCUCCUCCCCCACCCUAUGAGGAGGUCAAUGGUUUAUUUGCUUCUCAGACAUACGAUGGUUCAACAGAUGGCAUGGGAUAUUUUUUAGGAGAGGUCAUACAUUCAUACCAAGCAGAGUCUGAUGUGGAGUUGACUUUGUCAGUUGGAGAUUACGUUGUUGUCCGAAAGAUGUCAAGUAACGGAUGGGCAGAAGGCGAAUGCAAGGGGAAUGCGGGCUGGUUCCCCGCGGGAUACAUAGAAAGAAGAGAUCGGGUUCUUGCGAGCAAGGUGGCUGAAGUAUUUUAAAUUUGUGUAAGUUUAUUCCUUAAAGUUUGUACUGCUUGAUUUCUUGCAUGCAAAAUGUGUUAAAAUGUUUUUGAACGCUACUAAUACAUGUUCAUAUUAUUGGAACAAGGCAAGCCUGCCUUGAUCCAUUUGUCCCUUUUUGGUACACUCUGUAAGAUACUAUAGUUCCUUCGGUUUCAUGUUUUGCUUGCACUUUUUUUGUUAGAUUUUAUUCGCGAAUUCGGGAGAGAAGCAAAAUUGUUCUUAUCAACUUUCAUAUUAUUGGAAAAGGUCUUCAGUUUC